CGACGAACGUCAUACGCGCGUUACGUAAGAGAUCAAACAUGAAACAUGAUUAAAGGGGAGUUUACGUUAACUAAUCAGUUAUUUUAAUCGAGUUGUUAUUUUCAGUCAUCGGUUUCAUUCAUCGCGUGAGCUUUAGGUCUGUUAUGGAUCUGUUGGUUUGUUAAAAAUCAGAGUUUAAACAGAAAAACAGCGGAGGGCGAGCGCUCACAAAUACAGGAUGAAGUUGCAGUGUGAUGUGGAGGUUGUUAAUCGGAUGUUACCAACUUUCGGUAUGAAGAAUAAAGGCAAACCCAGUCGAGCAGUUUUAUCCAUCGGCAAACAUGUGGACAAAAGUUCCCAGAACAGCAGUUUGUAUUUACUGAUCUGCACUGCCAAAGACAGAAGCGGAUCCAAGUACAAGCUGAAGGAGAAUAUUGAAAAGUUUUUUACGUGGUUUGUUGAAGAGGGCAAAGCUACGGUUCGACUCAAGGAACCGGCUGUUGACAUCUGUUUGAGUAAAGCUGAUAUCAAUGGCUUGAAAAACUUUCUCUCUGCUGCCCGCCUUGCACAUCGGGGAAGUGACACGGACACCCUCACUCUGUCCACCCUAACGCCGGCCCGGGCCAGAGAUGUUGAAAAACCUAAAAAGAAGCUCACCAUCUUGUCCAAGAAAGACUAUCCGCUCACAUCCAACUUCCCUUAUUCCCUGGAGCAGCUGCAGGUGUCCUAUUGCAAGCUGUCAAGAGUGGACAUGCGCAUGCUUUCGCUCAAAGCUUUGCGCAGGUUGGAUCUCAGCAACAAUCACAUCAAGAAGUUGCCGUCCACCAUUGGAGACUUGAGCUUUCUCGCUGAAUUAAUUCUUCACAAUAAUCAUCUGGAGAGUUUCAGCGAUGCUUUGUGUGUCUCAACUCUGCAGGCAUCUCUUCAGCAUCUUGACUUGAGCCAGAACCAACUAAAGGUUCUGCCUGCUCGCUUCUGCCAGCUGCAGGAACUAGUGAACUUAAAACUGGACGAUAACAAACUAGUACGACUCCCUUUUCAAAUCGGGCAACUCGCAAAGAUGCGGUUCCUCUCUGCUUCUCAUAACCAGCUCACUGUGCUUCCCGGAGACUUCAGAAAGCUGAGUCUGGAAAACUUGGAUCUGUUCGGUAACCCGUUUACUCAAGCUAAUGCUCUCGAACACACGAUCCAUCUCACGUUCCCGCUGGCGCUACAGGAGCUGACGCUGCGUGCUGUGGUUAACCAUAGAAUCCCGUAUGGACCUCAUAUCAUUCCCUUUCACUUAUGUCACGAGUUGGAAUUCUCUAAAACGUGUGACUGCGGCCGAGCCUGCGUGAACUCUUACAUCCAGACCGCUGUCAGUAUGAACCUUCAUCUGGUGUCUCACACUGUGGUGUUAGUGGACAAUAUGGGCGGCACAGAAGCUCCUGUGCAGAGACAUUUCUGCUCGCUUUUGUGUUACUGUGAGUUCAUGGACAAGUGUGUUCAGCAUGGCCUGAGAUGAUGUUUAGUCUUUGUUUUUAUGUUUCUUCAUAGUAGCAGUGAUGUUUUGUGUGUCAUCUUUGUUGAAGGUGCGCAGAUAUCAUCCAGCGAGCAACAGCUUGUGUUUUUCAGUGUUUGUUUUAUUUUUUUCUGAUUCAUGUUUAGGAGAUCCUCCAUCACAAUAAAUGUUGCUAAACAAAUAAAACUUAUUCAACUAA
Misgurnus anguillicaudatus (oriental weatherfish) is the source of this 1679-nucleotide messenger RNA. RefSeq names its product leucine rich repeat protein 1 (gene lrr1). Gene Ontology annotation, cellular component: cytoplasm. The record is from RefSeq and is a predicted model, not a curated record. Gene Ontology annotation, molecular function: protein binding. NCBI's taxonomy places the organism in Eukaryota, Metazoa, Chordata, Actinopteri, Cypriniformes, Cobitidae.